Molecule: messenger RNA, 1071 nt
Organism: Motacilla alba alba
Lineage: Eukaryota; Metazoa; Chordata; Aves; Passeriformes; Motacillidae
Gene: PIGP
Product: phosphatidylinositol glycan anchor biosynthesis class P
Exons: 4
Coding region: 189-593 (134 amino acids)
Biological process (GO): GPI anchor biosynthetic process
Molecular function (GO): phosphatidylinositol N-acetylglucosaminyltransferase activity
Source: RefSeq, a predicted model, not a curated record
CUCCUCCUCCUCCUCCUCCUCCUCCUGCUGUCCCAGGCUCUGGAGAGCGAAGGGGCAGAGCCCGGCGGGGGGUGCGGCCCCCGCAGCCGCGGGUCCAGGGCGUUCCCCCCCCGCAAGGAACUCCCCGGGAAAUCCCGGCCAUUCUCCCUUCUCCGCCCUUCCCGGGAAGUUAAAGGGAAGAGCCCGGGAUGGUUGAGAACUCUCCGGCCCCGCUGCCAGAAAGGGCAAUUUAUGGAUUUGCGCUUUUUUUGGGCUCGUGGUUUGGCUUCAUUUUGUAUCUUAUCUGGGCUUAUAUUCCUGAGACUUGGCUCUUCUCCCUGGGACUGACAUACUGGCCUCAAAAGUACUGGGCAGUUGCUCUGCCAGUUUAUCUCCUGGUGGCUGUGGCAAUUGGUUAUAUUUUGCUUUUUGGCAUUAACAUGAUGAGCACAGCUCCACUCAACUCCACUCACACCAUCACAGAUAACUUUGCAAAAAAGCAGCAGCAGAAGAAAUUCCAAGAGGAGGCAAUUCCAGCCCUGAGAGAUAUUCCCAUCAGUGAAGUCAACAGGAUGUUCUUCCUCCCUGAAAAAGGCAUCUGCAACAGCAGAUAGUUGUUAUUAAAAUCUGUUUGGACAAAGGAAUAAUAAAACUUAAGAGUUUUGUUCAUGAAAACCUCUCCAAGCUACAAAUAAAAACUCUUCCAGCUUUUUUCCCUUGAAUUUCUAAUUAAAUUUGUUAUUAUUGUUGUUGUUAUUCUUAUUAUUAUUAUACACCUUAAUAACCUGCACUGCUCUAAGAAUUAUGCCCCAAUAAUUUAUCUGGUUAUUCUUUAAAAAUUAAAAAAGUGGGUUUGAAAAGUGUUCUGUUACUUGCAGCUUUUCUGCUUGGAAUUCCCCUCUGAGAGGGGAAAAAAGCAGUUUUUAGGCAGAGUUUAAUUCUAUUUCUCUUGGAAUUCAGGGAGAAAAAAUGUGCUUUGCCAGUGAAACAGUUGAGGAUCUUUUUCAAUUAUUAACUGGAAAUGUUUGCAUUGUAAAUACAUAAUUUGCCUUUGUAAAUAUUUAUAAAAUGUUGCUGAUUUUUCCACCCUCA